Messenger RNA from Macadamia integrifolia, 2567 nucleotides. RefSeq names its product L-type lectin-domain containing receptor kinase VIII.1-like. Lineage: Eukaryota; Viridiplantae; Streptophyta; Magnoliopsida; Proteales; Proteaceae. Gene Ontology annotation, biological process: protein phosphorylation. Gene Ontology annotation, molecular function: protein kinase activity; carbohydrate binding; ATP binding. The coding region runs from base 231 to 2369 and encodes 712 amino acids. The transcript has a single exon. Gene Ontology annotation, cellular component: plasma membrane. The record is from RefSeq and is a predicted model, not a curated record.
UUUAGAUUCUCGCCUUCGUAUUCCUACGUUUUGUUCUUGUCUACAAAGCAAAAGCAGCACUAACUCUCUCCUCUCUCUCUGUUUUCAGAUUUUUUUCUUUUUUUGGGUUUGAUCUCUCUCUCUCUCUGUCUUCAGAGUUGGAAUUGGAUACAUCUUUAGUUCAGUUCAAUUCAACCGGACAAGGAAACCCAAUUUGAUUUCUCUGUAAUGGGUUGCCGGCGACUAUAGAGAUGUUGUUUUGCUGUGUUCAUCUUUUUUGUUUGCUUCUCUUGCUCGGAAGCUCCGGCAUUGGAGUGGAAGCUGUGGAUGAAACGACGGAAUUCGACUUCAGUACGUUAUCUUUAAGCAAUCUGAAGCUCUUGGGAGAUGCCCAUUUGGACAAUGGCACCGUCCGUCUCUCGCGUGAUCUGGGAGUUCCGUAUUCCGGCGCCGGCAGGGUCUUGUACAGUAAGCCAGUCAGAUUCCGGCAGACGGGUACUCGUUUAAUGGCUUCUUUCUCCACUUUCUUUUCCAUAUAUGUUAGCAAUCUGAACCCAUCUUCGAUCGGUGGGGGAUUAGCUUUCCUCCUCUCACCCGACGAUGGUACAAUCGGCGAGGCUGGUGGGUUUCUGGGCCUGGGGAAUGGUAAUGGUUCUCUGUCUGGCUACGUUGCCGUUGAAUUCGAUACAUUGAUGGAUGUGGAGUUCGAGGACAUCAACGGAAACCACGUGGGUUUGGAUCUAAACAGCAUGGUUUCUACUCAGGUUGGUGAUUUGGAUGCCGUUGGGGUCGAUCUGAAGAGCGGCGAUCUCGUGAAUGCUUGGCUUGAUUACGAUGGCUCCACUGGUUUGUUUAACAUCUCUGUCUCUUACUCGAAUCUCCGGCCGGCGGAUCCACUUCUGUCGUUCAAUCUCGACUUGGAUCGGUUCGUCAAAGAUUUCAUGUUCGUGGGGUUCUCUGCUUCGACUCAGGCAAGUACAGAGAUCCACAAUGUUGAAUGGUGGAGCUUUGCUUCUUCAUUUAACGGUUCUUCGGGGCCUUCUCCUCCUGUUACUUCCUCCCCUCCACAGCAAACCCCUAUACCUUUUACCCCAAUGGCUAAUUCUUCCAAUCUCUCACCUCCAACUCCGGCUCCUUCUGUUUCAAACUCUUCGAAGCCAGAAAAGGCCAGUAAGUCCUCUUCCUGCCAGCUCUGUAAGCAACGGCCUGGGGCAGUCGCAGGGGUGGUAACAGCCGGAGCUUUUGUCCUCGCCAUUUUUGCUGGUGUUCUCAUCUGGAUUUUCUCCAAGAGGGUCAGACCUCCCAGAAAAACAGAGUCUUUAGCAUUAGAUAUCGUCCAAACCCCAAAAGAAUUUAGCUACAAAGAGCUGAAAUUGGCAACAAGGUCCUUCGAUUCGGACAGAAUUAUUGGCUAUGGCGCGUUCGGGACUGUGUUCAAAGGUAUCUUACCAGACACUGGAGCUAUGAUCGCAGUGAAAAGAUGUAGUCACAGUGGAGGUCAGGGAAAGGAGGAGUUCUUAUCGGAGCUUUCAAUAAUUGGGAGUCUCAGGCAUCGGAACCUUGUAAGACUCCAAGGCUGGUGCCAUGAAAAGGGUGAAAUUCUUCUGGUCUAUGAUUUCAUGCCCAAUGGAAGCCUCGAUAAGGCUUUGUUCGAGUCUAAUUACACUCUCUCAUGGCACUACCGGCGAAAGAUUUUAAUGGGUGUGGCCUCUGCUAUUGCCUACCUGCAUCAGGAAUGUGAGAACCAGGUGAUUCACAGAGAUAUCAAGACCAGUAAUAUAAUGCUUGAUGAAGCCUUCAAUGGCAAACUAGGGGAUUUUGGUUUGGCAAGGCAGGUUGAGCAUGACAAGUCCCCUGAUGCUACUGUAACCGCAGGCACAAUGGGUUACUUGGCCCCUGAGUACCUUCUCACAGGUAGAGCAACAGAGAAGACUGAUGUGUUCAGCUUUGGAGCUGUAGUACUUGAAGUGGCUAGUGGGAGAAGACCCAUUGAGAAAGAGACUACUAGGGUAGGUAAGGUUGGGAUGAGUAGUAAUUUGGUGGAAUGGGUUUGGAGUUUACACAGAGAAGGAAGGCUUCUGAGUGCAGCUGAUGCUAGACUUGGUGGUGAGUUUGAUGAGGGAGAUAUGACAAGGGUGCUCAUGGUGGGGUUGGGUUGUUCUCAUCCUGACCCAUUAGCAAGACCUACAAUGAGAACUGUGGUUCAGAUGCUAGUGGGUGAAGCUCAAGUGCCUAUGGUCCCAAGAACAAAGCCCACUAUGAGUUUCAACACUUCUAAUCUGUUGCUGAGCUUGCAGGAUAGUGUUUCUGAUAUUAAUGGAAUGAUGAUAACUCUCUCCACCUCCUCUUCCUCCACAGGUCACAGCUUCAAUGGUGGAGAAAUAGUCUGAUAGCCAUCAACUUUGAUUUUUCUAUAUUCUUUUUUUUACUGCCGUAUUUAUAAAAGUAUAACAAUUAUUUGUUUUUGUAUUUAUGACAAAAUAACUUACAGAGCUUGAAGUGUUUAAGAAUAUUGUAUGUAUCAGAUAGAAGAAGUGAGCUAUCCUGAUGGAGAGGCCAAUUAGAAACUAUUCAACAAUUCUUUCUUA